Messenger RNA from Gasterosteus aculeatus aculeatus (three-spined stickleback), 2948 nucleotides. It is a transcript of the gene tspan7, whose product is annotated as tetraspanin 7. The record is from RefSeq and is a predicted model, not a curated record. NCBI's taxonomy places the organism in Eukaryota, Metazoa, Chordata, Actinopteri, Perciformes, Gasterosteidae. Gene Ontology annotation, cellular component: plasma membrane.
GCUGGUGCGCUGCGCGUGCCCGCUGACGCUGCGUGUCUGCAUCAGCGCCCGGUUUCACCGCGACGCAUCGCAGAGGAGCUUUUACCCCGCACUCCCUCCGAACCGCCGCACGCGCCACAAUGGAGACUAAGCCCGUCAUCACCUGCCUCAAAACGCUCCUGGUCGUGUACUCCUUCGUCUUCUGGAUAACAGGAGCCAUCCUGCUGGCAGUGGGAGUAUGGGGGAAGUUGAUGCUCGGCCCGUACAUCUCUCUGAUCGCAGACAACUCGACCAACGCCCCGUACGUCCUCAUCGGCACCGGGACCAUCAUCAUCGUGUUUGGCCUGUUCGGAUGCUUCGCCACCUGCAGAGGAAGCCCAUGGAUGCUGAAGCUGUAUGCCAUGUUCCUGUCGCUCGUCUUCCUCGCCGAGCUGGUGGCCGGUAUCUCUGGAUUCGUGUUUCGCCAUGAGAUAAAGGGAACCUUUCACAGGACGUACACCGACGCGGUGCUGAACUACAACGCCGAGGACGAGGCGAGUCGCGCCGUGGAUAACCUGCAGCACAGGCUGCGCUGCUGUGGCGUGUAUAACUACACCAGUUGGUUCGGCAGUGUGUAUUACCCGUCCAACGGCAUCCCUGCCAGCUGCUGCUUCAACGCCUCCGACUGCAACCCAGACGUCCUCCGCAACACCACCCUCGCCCCGAGCAAGGUCUACCACCAGGGCUGCUACGAGCUGGUCACUUCGUUCAUGGAGACCAACAUGGCCAUUAUUGCAGGAGUGACGUUUGGGAUCGCCUUCUCACAGCUGAUUGGCAUGUUGCUGGCCUGCUGUCUGUCCAGGAUCAUCACAGCCAAUCAGUACGAGAUGGUUUAGCUGAUGUGACGCGGCAGGGAGGUGAAGAGAAGAAGAGAAAGAGCCUCGACGAGAGUAAACUCACAACAACACUACCACGCGUCUCACUUGGACUCCACCUCCCUUUCCGCCCGUAGUCUUAAUGUAAUAUCGUUAUGUAUCUUACUGUAAAGCACCAUUCCUUGACUCACCGCUGUUGCAUCAAAGCGUUCUAUAGCACACGUCCAUCGAUGUAGAGGUCGCUCAUUAGCAGAUCAGUGCGGCCCACGGCGAGCGGGCACACCGGGUGGUCUCAGAUAGGUGGAAUCGGGCGGCGCUCGGCCUUCCCGGUUGCGGCGUGCUCCAGCGAGCGGCAUCAGAAAACAAGCGCCCACGUUUGUAUAGAAUGACAUUACUGAGGCCUGAAAGUAACACUUUUAAUAGUUUUAGUUUUGCAUUUGACUUUGCUAUUGCACUGCAUCAUGCGUUCCUGUGGCCGUGGCUUUUUCUCACCUCAUUGUCUGCACCAAGGAGGAUAUUUUGAGUUUAUAUAAAUUUUAAAAAGCUGCGUAUUUUUACCUGUAGAUGUGGCAUGAUAUUACUUUGGCUUGGUGAUCCAACCCAAAAGCAGAUUAUGACGAUAAAUAGUGUGUUAAGAUUGUAUUCACUACCUUUAGCCUGGGAUAAAUAAACAAGACCACCGAGUCCAAAUGGGGGGCUUACCCCCCCCCCCCCUCUACAGCGAGGCGUGGUGCAUCCUUAAAUAAAAACGCCCCACAGAUCAUGCGCUGCAAUAGCUCCCUGAAUGUUGCACCUCCCUAAAGGCCGCUUCUGCUGAUCCAUCGGUCGAGAUGACUUGUUAUCGGUCCGCGGGGCACAUCGGCUCUUCAUUGAACGAGUUGAUCUCACAAAAACCCAACACCUGAUCAUCUGAGAGAUUCGUGUGCUUCAAACAAUGCAGAGAAUGAUGCAGAUUAGUGGAGGCAUUCAUAGCGUUCCACGUGGCUGUCAGAUGAAAUGGGACGGAUUCCUCUGCGUGAUUAAGAUCGAGGGGGAAGGUGAAGUCCCGCCAACGUUCACACCUCCGCACACCUGGCCAAUCUGUGCGCACAAUGUGCGGCUCCACAAUCCAACAAGCCCUCUAUUGGGCGCAUACUGACACCUCAGCGGUAAAUCAGUACUUGUCUCGCCUCAAAGCGACUGACUUAAUGCCAAUUAGUCAAGAAUUAGCUUUGAAGAGCAACUUAAACCUAGAAUCUUCUUGUUGUUGUUUUUUGCCAACAAGGAUUCCGUGCUUACAAAGGUUUGAAUGUGUUUCUGUUCAGGCUCAUAUGAAAUCAUAUCAAUAGUUUUCUCCUGCUGGACUCAUAUGACAGCUGUGCGCUACAGUGAAAGACGCUGUUGGCAUUAGAGGUACGCAGGACUCCAGCAGUGUCCUUCUAGAAUUGACAGUAUCCCUUGCAGUGCAUCCACACACCAUCCUCAUCAUCAUCCCCUGUAGAUAUUUAUGCUAAAUGUAAUUUAUAUGACGUGACGUUUCUCAUCCUAAUAUGCUAAUCAGUCUAAAUGUUGUGUCACAGUUUUGAUUCCGCACACCGUGCCGUUAUUUGGUGGAUUAGUUUGUAGGAAAAACUCGCACUGGAAAAAUAAUUGUGGCCAAUGUUUUUGUUACGGUAACGUGCAGCUUGUAGAUGUUUCAAUUCUAGCUGUAUAUUAAUUAUGGUCUAGUUUGUACUAUGAUUACAAGUCAUUUUCUAUCGCUGUUUCGGUAUGUGUGUGAGGGGUUUUUGCUUGCCUUUCUUUGACUGUCACCUUAACAUUGACAGUGUGUUUUCCUUCUGUGCACGUGAGAGAGAGAGAGAGCGUCUAGAGUUCAUGGAUUCUUCACCUUUGGUCAGUAUUUGGUUGUAGCUUUUCAAGGCUCAUCGCUUUUAAAACUGUGAAUCUAUUUAAGUGAAUGUAUGUUUUUCGACACUCUUUACCCAAACGGAUGUUGUCCUGUAAAUACUAAACUGUAAUACCAUCCUGCUUACACAUGGGGUCACCAGACACUGGAAAAGAAUUGCACCAUGUUGUCUGCUAUUACCUAAGUCACCAUCAGUGGUCUUAUUAUCAAUAAAUAUACAGAAUAACAAA